Molecule: messenger RNA, 1729 nt
Organism: Mya arenaria
Lineage: Eukaryota; Metazoa; Mollusca; Bivalvia; Myida; Myidae
Product: fibroin heavy chain-like
Exons: 6
Coding region: 156-980 (274 amino acids)
Source: RefSeq, a predicted model, not a curated record
GUCUAUUUAUAAGCGUAUUGGGAAAACCACUGACCUAGUGACCGCAGAUAUAUGGGCGAAAGAUACCUGUGUUGCAGCAAUUGAGAAGUCGAGGGAACGUGGACGAGGAGUGAUUUAAGGAUUGGAGGCACAAAAAACAACCGUUAAAGGUUGUCAUGGCUGCUGCAGUUCUAGCUCCAGUGGCCAUAAAAAUAGGUCUUGGCGCGGGGGCCGGGGCUGGUGCCGGAGUUGGGCUCGGCGCUGGGGCCGGCCUAGCGGCGGCGGGAUCAGCAGGCGCUGGAGCCGCGGCCGCCUCAGCAGGGGCAGCGGCGGUCGGUGUCAAGGUAGCGGCCGUUGGGGCGGGUGUUGCCAAGGCUGCGGCCGUCGGUACAGCCGGAAAGGCUGCUGCGAUUGGCGCCGGAGCAAUUCUCGGCCCGAUUGCAAUAGGGGUUGCAAUUGGUGGCAUAGGGAUUUCAUUAAUAUUUAUAGCAGCAAACUCUUCGAAAUCUUCGUCGAAUGGAGGCAACACCGGCGGGAAAACUUCCAAUAGCCACGCAAACAAAUCCGACCACAAGAGCAAAACCAACACCGCCAACAGCAACGAAACCCCCUCGUCGGUGACAGGUGGUGGCGGAGGUGGAGACGAUCCAAGGAGACGAAAGAACAUUCCUUAUCUUUGCCAACAAAACAACAGCUGGUAUGACGAUAUGGUUGAAGACUGGGAAACGAAGGCUCUCGGUCCCACCAACCGCCGCUACUACCUUUACAAGGGGAAGUGGUACUCCCCGGAUAAUGAUGGCCACGCCGGUUCCGCCGCCAAAAUGUACGAACCCACCGGACACGACCAAACCCGUCCCAAAACGCUGAAGUUCCAAGGGUCCGUGGACAGGAACGGGAAGUUGAUCCCUAAACACGAGUCUAACUGGAGCAAGGGCCAGAAAGGGGAUAUAAAUGGCCGAGACCUCCAUGGUUACAAGGACAGGAGCUAUAAAUCUAGAUGAAAACAGACGCAGCCUGGAAAGUGCUCCAAGCUAACAGUCGUUUAAAUUGUAUCCAGAGCCUUUAGUGAACUUAUUUUCUGUUUGUGGGAAAAUAUAGGAGCCGCUUACUACUAUUGUGAAAAUGGAAAGCAUGGUAGAUGACAGUAUUUUUUAAUAUUUUUAAUCCAAAAAAUAUAUUGCGAACCGGCGAGCUCGGGCGAAUAUAAAAUGUAUUGUUUGACCAGAUAAACUUUGAAAACAUUCGUACGCAUUUUAAAAUGUUAAAGCAGAAGCUACAAACUCGUAUUUGCUAUAUAUUAAAGGGACUGUCUCACAGAUUUGCAGCAAAAAAAAGUUUUUUUUCUGUAACAUAUCUCAGGACAAUUAUCAAAUAGUGGGUGUUACGCUUUGACCUCAAAAUUGCAAAAAAGUACCAAUCACGCAUAAGGAAUUAAUUCUACCCGGUAGACAUACCCAUUAAAACAAAAAAUGGAAAAAUACCAAAUAACUGCUAAACUUAAAUAAAUUGUAAACUAUGUAGUACUUCAAUAAUUAAGUUUCAAUGCAUUAAACACAUCGAUGCCAAGUUUAUGUCAUUUUUCGACAAUUUUAUUUUUCUCGCUAUUUUUUCAUCUGUGAGACAGUCCCUUUAACUUGUUGUCAUAUUUAAUUUGCCUGUACACAUUCAUAUGGUGCUAUCCGUCGUAACGUUAUAGUAGUAUUUGUUUUUUGUACACGUACAAGCAGCUUAUUAAAAUCGUGAAACAACG